CAACCUGGGCUAGAUGAGCCCCUGUCUUGAUGGGAGGCAGGGAGAGGGCAUUGUGGAGGAAGACAGGAGCUUAACUGUCCUGAGAAAAGCCUGAAAGAGGAAGGCAAGGCCUGAGUAGCUGUCUUCUCCCACUGUCCUUUUUCUGUAUCUUCUGCUUUUCUCUCCCCAGAUCCCAGUGGUAAAAAAGAUCCUUUCUUUGGAAACCCACCUACAAAGUCAGUCCUACAGUAGAUGAUGUUGUGACACAGUCCACCGGUGCCCUCACUCCUAAGGACCCUGUAAAGCAGGCAGAGGUCGAGGUUCUGCAAAUCCCUAGGAACCACAAACAGUUCAGAGGCCCAUUUGGAUGGCCUUCGUUCGGAGUCUGUUGUAAUAGCUACUGUUUCUUCACUUUAAACUUCAUUUGGAGUUUUUGACCUCUUUUCAGAUUUAAUCUGAACAAAUUUUCCUCUUGGAUGCCUACCUUAGGUUUGCCCCUGGACAGCCAUUUCUGCUUAGGGCCACCACUCCGUUUUAGGUGCUGGCGAAGUUCUCCAGUGUUGGGAUUUUCAAAGCCUUUCUGUUUCAUUUCAUCUUUCCCUUAUAUCCUAAAGAUGCCAAAAGCACUUCCCUCUUGUUCAAUUUUCACAUAGGCCACAGGGACCUUCUUUUUCAGAAACUUCUCCCAUUCGGAAAAAUUACUGUAACCCACUUCUUCAGACAAUUUCCUAGGAAUGGCAGAGGACUUCUCUGCAAACUUCUGAAGCAUCAUUUUAAAAGGGACACUCCACAGAGACAGGGCUUCCCAGCUGUGGUCAAAUAUAUACAUAUGGAACUUUACACUUACCAAAGGCCAGUUCAUCUGAUACACAGGGAACAUCCCUUUUUAAUCUCUGAGUUCUGAUUAAAAUCAGAAUACAUGUGUGUGCAUACAUGGUAUGUGCAUGUAUGUGCUGGGGGUUGCUCAGUAGUGUGCUACAGUGGAAACAGCUUCAGUUUUCUUUGCAAUUUCAAGGUGACAGAUACCUCUUAUUACCAGAUAUUAACCAUCAAAGUAUACAUGGCUUAGCAUACGACUGUGGGGGUGCUUGAUGUGGCUCCUUGCCUAGGAACAGAGGCGUCAGACUGUCAGGGACUGUGAGCCUUGUUCUCACCUACCACUUUCUUUUUCCAUUGCCUUUUCUGGUCUUCCAGAGUAGCUUGCUAUUUGAUGAAGCAAGUUUCUCUCACUAGCGAACACUUCUUUGCUUACCAUGAUAACUUGGGAACGAUCUCCUGACCCUUCAGAAUGGGCAAGGAAGAACCCCCAUUGGUUUGGUCAGUAGAAAAUCAUUUGAUGACAGCAAGGAGCGAGGGGAGGAUUUCUGGAAGUGGAGUAGCUUUGAGGUCUUUUCAGCCGUGGCAUUAUCCCCUAGUUCCUUUUCUCCAUGUGGCUUCCAAGCACAGUGUCUGAGGCAGCUGGUGUAUAUAAGAAAAAUAUCCCAAGUCAUGUGAGAUGCAGCUGGACUUCCUGCUCACAGCCGUUGAGCAAGAGUUCUCCAGUCUUCAAAUGAGGAAGCCCAGAUCCCUUCUCUCUGCCUUAUGUAAAUCUUCUAGCUGAUCUCCCAAGAGUUGCCUGUAUCAUAUCUAUAAAAAGCUGUAAAGUUCACACUCUAGAGGACUAAAUCUGUGCUGGCCAAUCUGAAUGACUACUCAGUUAUACUAGUUUAGGAAAAUCCUGCCCCACCCUGACGAUUCAUAGUUCCCCUCAUAUUAGUGAUCAUCGGGUUUUUCUGCCCAAUGUUUGUAUUGAAGAUAACUUCCUGACCAGUAAAGACUUGAGGUAGCAUUCUAGAACCCCAGUAUUUAAACUAGCUGCUGUGGUAACGGUGGAACCCAGGCUUCUUGCUUUCAGUUUUCCCUACCUAGACAGAAAUUCCAGAGGAAGAGUGGAUGUAGAGCUCAGUGUUGGGUGGUUUCAGAUCAAGCAGCGAGGACGUGGACAUGGACCAUCCCUCUGUGCAGCUCUGAAGUAGAGCCAAGCACUCUGCCUGCCUGUCAGAGCCCUAGAGCCUAAGAAGUUCGCUGCUGGUGAGGGGGAUGGCCAGGAUUCCUGGAGUUGGAAGAUCUUCAGCUUCGUCAUCUCUGGAGAACAAGGAAGACAAUGAAAGUGACGUGGCCCUUCUUAGUCCCAAGGACCCUGACAGAGUCCACACCAAGGAGCAGCUGGCACAUCCUGCGUCCUCCAAACUUGACCCAAGCAUGCAAGGCCUCCCUGCUGGGCCCAGCCUGGACGAUUUAAUUCCUAGCCACCUCCGAGCCUAUAUAGGCCCAUCCUCCCGGGGGACCAGGGUGCCCGUGAUCCGGAAUGGUGGCUCCAACACCCUUAAUUUCCAGUUCCAUGACCCCGCACCCAGGACUGUGUGCAAUGGCUAUGCUCCACCCAGGAGAGAUGGUUCCCAGCAUCCAGACCCAGCAUGGUAUCAGACCUGGCCAGGCCCUGGGAGCCGGCCCUCUGCGAGCCCGAAGCAACCUGUCUCCCAGCAUGUCCAGAACUGGUCAGCCACCUGGAGCAAGGACAACAAGAGACGGGACAAGCGCUGGGUGAAGUACGAGGGAAUCGGGCCCGUGGAUGAGAGCGGCAUGCCCAUUGCCCCCCGAUCUAGUGUUGACAGCCCCAGAGACUGGUAUCGGAGAAUGUUCCAGCAAAUUCACCGGAAAAUGCCAGACCUGCAGCUGGACUGGACCUUGGAAGACCCACCCAAAGGGGUGUCCUCGCGUGCCUCUUCUGCAGACCCAAGGCAUCCAGGGCCCCAGCAAAGACCUGCCUCCAGGCCUGGCACAGCAGUGACUGCUAACGGAAGACACUGGAACCACUCUGAAGAGACAUCUAGAAACACCUUUAACUAUAAUUUCAGACCAUCCUCUUCGGGGCUCCAACCCCCAAAUCAGGUGCCCAGACGUCGAGAGAAAGUAGAGGAUGUCUGGACAGAAGACUCUUGGAACCAGUUUCUGCAAGAAAUAGAAACUGGGCAUAAGCCCAAGAAACCACUGGUGGAUGACCCUGUUGAGAAACCUGCACAGCCCAUUGAGGUCCUGCUAGAGCGAGAACUGGCCAAGCUGAGCGCAGAGCUGGACAAGGACCUGCGGGCCAUUGAGACCCGCCUGCCGUCCCCUAAGAACUCGCAGGCGCCACGACGGUCCCCUGAGCAGCCCGCCCCAGAGCAGCGGCCCUCGGCCCGCCCGGCCUCCGCCUGGAGGCCCAGCUCCCCGCAUGCACCUUACUUCGGUUCUUCCCGACCCCUGAGCCCCCACAGAAUGGCAGAUGGAGGAGGAAGCCCCUUCCUGGGACGUAGAGAUUUUGUCUACCCUUCCUCAGCCCGAGAGCCUAGUGCCUCUGAAAGGGGUAGCAGCCCUUCGAGGAAGGAGGAGAAGAAGAGGAAGGCUGCCCGGCUCAAGUUUGACUUCCAGGCUCAGAACCCCAAGGAGCUGACUCUGCAGAAGGGUGACAUUGUCUAUAUCCACAAAGAAGUGGACAAGAACUGGCUGGAGGGAGAGCAUCAUGGCCGCCUGGGCAUCUUUCCAGCUAAUUAUGUGGAGGUGCUGCCUGCGGAUGAGAUCCCCAAGCCCAUCAAGCCGCCCACGUACCAGGUGCUGGAGUACGGAGACGCCGUGGCCCAGUACACCUUCAAGGGGGAGCUGGAGGUGGAGCUGUCCUUCCGAAAGGGGGAACGCAUCUGCCUGAUCCGCAAGGUGAACGAACACUGGUACGAGGGACGUAUCACCGGCACAGGACGCCAGGGCAUCUUCCCGGCCAGCUACGUGCAGAUAAACCGGGAGCCCCGGGUCCGGAUCUGCGAUGACAGCCCCCAGCUCCCUGCCUCACCCCACCUGACACCCACUGCCCGUGUGGCCUGCCACCCCGGCUCCCCCUCAGUACCAGUGGACCCCACUGACUGGGGAGGUCGGACCUCCCCUCGACGCUCUGGCUUCCCCUUCCCCAUCACCCUCCAGGAGUCCAGACCCCAAACCCAGAGUCUCAGCACUCCUGGACCAGCCCUGUCCCAUCCACGAGGCACCAGCCGUCCCGUAGAUCUGGGGACCUCCUCCUCCCCAAGCACCACAGCGAUACACUGGACUCCGUACCGGGCUAUGUACCAGUACAGGCCCCAGAAUGAGGAUGAGCUGGAACUUCGUGAGGGGGACCGUGUGGAUGUCAUGCAGCAAUGUGAUGAUGGCUGGUUUGUGGGUGUCUCCCGGAGAACUCAGAAAUUUGGGACAUUCCCUGGAAAUUAUGUAGCCCCGGUGUGAGUGGUCUCCAUGGCAGUUUGGAGCCAACGAGGAUGGGGUGGGGAGCAGUAGCACUAUGGGAGGGAGAGAGGCCCCCCACACCCUCCUUCCCCCAGGACCUGUGCUCCCAGCUUCUGCAGAGACCCCGGCAACCUUCCCUCCGAGCCCCCCUGGAAGUCCCCUGGACUGAUUCCCACCCGUGAGUCACGGGCAUUCCUUUGACGGCUCCCCCUCACCACCCCUCAAAAUACAGACGUCUGCUCUGAUGUGGAGACUGUCUCCAGGCCUUAUUGAGACCAGACCCCCAGGCCCCCAUCCCCCCAGCGUUUCCCCUAAUGGGGACUGGCUCCUCCCAUUCACCCCCAUGGGGUUCCUCUAAUAAGGACCAGCCUCCUACCCUGGUAGAGACCAAAGGACUCCUCCUGUUUCUCACCAGCUGGCCCGCCACCAUUUUACCUUCUGGCCUCCAGCUGGGCCUCAAAGCAAGGUGAGGAACACCUUGUCAGCCUUCAAAGCCCAGUGAGAGGCCUUGCCUCUAGGCUUCCUCUUCCCGGAGGCUCCUGACCCCCUGAGGACCUCCACAUGUACUCCGUCCGAGUCCUCCGACUAAGGCCCACAGUCGCCCUGACCUAUCUCUCAGAAGACAGAGUUACAGGGAGACAUGCUUGCUGCCCUCAUCCCCAGGCCUCCCCAGUAUCUAGAUCCCCUCUGGAAGAGAAUGUACAAUAAACACGGAUACCAGGGAUAUACA
Messenger RNA from Peromyscus leucopus (white-footed mouse), 4999 nucleotides. RefSeq names its product sorbin and SH3 domain containing 3 (gene Sorbs3). NCBI's taxonomy places the organism in Eukaryota, Metazoa, Chordata, Mammalia, Rodentia, Cricetidae. The record is from RefSeq and is a predicted model, not a curated record. Gene Ontology annotation, molecular function: protein binding. The transcript has 23 exons. The coding region runs from base 2059 to 4269 and encodes 736 amino acids.